AUGGACAAAAUGGAAAAGCAGCCUCUAGCCGCGGCAGGGGUAUCCUUCCCUGCUGGUCUUGACGACUUCCGCGCUGCCAGGGAUCGGUGCGCCCAAGCCUGUAGACGCUUCAAUAGCAUGCCUGAAGAUGCCACACCAGACGUCCGAACUAGUCUCUUUCUUGACAUCAUCCGGCCGGCUCGGAACAGAAAAGAAGAUGGAGCUAUCACUCAUGACAUGACCUUCCGCGACCCAACCCUCAAAGCUCUCACUCCCUUUGUCAAGCCUCCCUUUUUCGUCGACUAUGGAUUGCGGCUUCGGGUAGGAGGCUCGACCUUUAUCAACCGGGGCUGUUUCAUCAUGGACACACCUGUUGCCGACGUUACUAUUGGCGAGAACUGCAACAUUGGACCUCACUGUACGCUCGUGAGCGUCGGACAUCCGAUUCACCCUGAGGCUCGAGAGUCUCAGAGAAGCAGCAUUGGUAAACCCAUUACCAUCGGCGAUGGCGUGUGGAUCGGCGCCAAUGUCACCAUCCUAGGCGGCGUAACAAUUGGCGACGGAGCCGUUAUCGGCGCCGGCAGUGUAGUAACCAAAUCCGUACCGCCCCUCAACCUCGCCGUCGGCGUUCCUGCCCGCUUCCGCCCACUCGCCGAGAUCCCCCGGAAAGUUGACGCCGACUCAACCGUCGACUCCCUCAAGGAAGCUCUCGCCUGCGGCCGCUCUUUCCCACCACCAACCUCGCAACCUUCAUUCGCUGCCGGCGGCCAUCAACACCAGUUAACCCAAUCCCAAGCCGAAGAGCUCGACCGCCUUGCCAAACUCUGCGUUAACCCAACCCUCAUGCGCGCCGCCACCAACGAGUCGCACUAUCACUUCUCCUCUCACCAGUCCAUGCUUACCGAACUCCGCUAUACCGCCGGCGCGCAGCAACUGAAACUUCGAAAGACGGAAACCAUCAGCCCAAGCGAUAUGCCCCGCGUGGACACGACGCAGUUGGCGUGGCAGCAGUCACAACAGUGCAGUGGUGGCUCAAAGGAGACCGGUUCAGUGGGAGUGGGAGCUGGAUCAGGAACGGGAAGGAGAAGGGUGUCGAGGAUCGUGAGGGCCGAGUUGACGGCUAUUGCGACUGUCACGCUGGUCGCGCUGCUGUUGAUUGUUGGAAUCUUCUUCGCUGGCGUCUUGUUGGGGGCGAAGAGGAUCACCAUCGUGGUGGAUGCGGGGCCGGAGGAGUUGAGGAAGUUUGGAGUUGGGGGUGUGAACCUUGUGAGGGGUCUCUGA
This is a messenger RNA of Sordaria macrospora k-hell, 1260 nucleotides long. RefSeq lists its product as uncharacterized. NCBI's taxonomy places the organism in Eukaryota, Fungi, Ascomycota, Sordariomycetes, Sordariales, Sordariaceae. The record is from RefSeq and is a predicted model, not a curated record.